UUCACAAAUGUUAUGAUGAAAGGAGGAAAUAAGGAAAGAGUCAGGGAAGUGAUGCCUCGGUUGUUUGAAAACAUGAAGCACCUACAAAUUGAGAAAUGGCACAAGGCUUCGGAGAUAGAUAGGAGUCAGAUUGAGUGCAAUCCUGUAACCAUCUUCAAACAAGCUGUUGACAAUUGUAAACCACUGCUGAACAGGGUUGUCAGAGGUGGACUAGCAUAUAGGGUACCAGUGUGUGCCAAGGAAAACGAAAGGCAGUUUAGGGCUGUGAAGUGGAUUAUUGAUAGCUGUAGAGACAAAGAAAGGAGAAUCCCAAUGGAAGAAAAACUUACUCUUGAAAUCAUGGAUGCUUACAAUAAUCAGCGUAAGGCAGUGAGAAAGAAGCAAGAACUUCAUAAGAUUUGUGAGAGUAAUCAAGCCUAUGCACAUUUAAGAUAAAGAUUGUGAUUUCAGAGUUGCUGAGUAUAUACUUUAUAUAACACAUUACAAGAUUAUAAUUUUAUUAAUAGUAAAACCAUCUAAGAUGCAUUAUGUAAAUAAACCUUAAUAGUAAAAAAAAAAUGUAUACUUUCAUGCAAUUUAGGGUUAAAAUGGCUUUGUCCUUCCAAAUUAUAAAGCUUAUUCCAUUAUUGUCUGGGUUAAAACUACACAAUGUUGAAGGUGUUAGGUUCAAAUCCUCUCGAGGGCUUCUACUGAAACGUAGAGAACCACUGAGAAAAUGGUUUGACCCUGCAGAUAAGUCUGCUCUUCCUGAUCCAGAACCAUCCGUGCUACAUAUGGUUUAUCGUAUUAAGGACCAUAUGAUUAUGCCAGACCAUACUGGGAAAAAGGUAUUUUAAAAGAAUUUGGCCUCUUUGAACAGAGUUACAAAUCAAGUUGUCAUAAAAAAUACACCAGAGAUCAUUGAAAAAUUGAAAGUCAUUCACCAUUUAGUGCAUAUUAAACCUGUGACGUUCUUCUACGGCUUACCUAAGGAUAACCAGUUGUCAUAAAAAAUACACCAGA
Physella acuta is the source of this 1002-nucleotide messenger RNA. RefSeq names its product small ribosomal subunit protein uS7m-like. Gene Ontology annotation, biological process: translation. NCBI's taxonomy places the organism in Eukaryota, Metazoa, Mollusca, Gastropoda, Physidae. The record is from RefSeq and is a predicted model, not a curated record.